AUGCGGGAAUUCGGAAGAGACUUGCGUCGUGCUCGCACCAUCCUCAUCAAGAUUGGGACGGAGAUCGUCCAUUCGCCUGAAGGUCUUCUGGCCAUGGGGCAGAUCGGCAACAUUGUGGAACAGAUCGCAAUUUUGCACAUGCGUGGCCACAACAUCAUCCUCGUAUCAAGCGGCUCGAUCACUAUUGGCAAAAUGGUAUUACGGCGUCAGUACCUACUAUCGGGGUCGAUGCAGUCUCAUCUUGGAGGCCAAGUGGAGGAUAACGUGGAAUUCUAUGAGAAAGCCUGUGCUGCGGCGGGUCAGAGUGGACUCCAGAGUCUCUACGAGAUGUUGUUUUCUCAGUACCAUUUGAACUGUUCCCAAAUAUUGGCGUCUGAUGCGGAUUUCCGAGAGCCUCAAGUACGUGAAAAUCUCAAAAAGACUUUGGGUACACUGUUGGAUGUGGGAAUAAUUCCCGUAAUUAACGAGAACGACGUCAUCACACGUCGAACGGCGCCUUUACUUAGUGGGGAAAAGAUGGCGUGGGAUAAUGACUCGCUUGCGUCACUCUUUGCUCAAGAGAUGCAAGUGGAUCUUAUGGUAAUUAUUACUGAUUCACGAGUGUCGUCUAUGGGUCAGAACGAUAAGGUGCACUCGUGCAUCAGAGCGGUGGACAGUGGCGCUGUCCGUGCUGCUGUAGUUGCCAAGGCCGAGCCAGGAGUCCUUCUGCGCAUUGUCAACGGUGAACGUGUGGGAGCGCUCUUCAUAUCGCCGGAUGGAAAGCCGAUAGGAGAUGCCACAACGGAGGAAGAACACAUUGACCCUUUGUAUACUGGCAUUGCCAAACGCAGUCGUGGUCGCUUGAGUAAGUUGUAG
This is a messenger RNA of Phytophthora infestans T30-4, 855 nucleotides long. RefSeq names its product delta-1-pyrroline-5-carboxylate synthetase, putative. Lineage: Eukaryota; Oomycota; Peronosporomycetes; Peronosporales; Peronosporaceae. The record is from RefSeq and is a predicted model, not a curated record. Gene Ontology annotation, molecular function: glutamate-5-semialdehyde dehydrogenase (NADP+) activity; ATP binding; kinase activity. The transcript is spliced from 2 exons. Bases 1 to 855 code for a protein of 284 amino acids.